Messenger RNA from Chlamydomonas reinhardtii, 1856 nucleotides. RefSeq lists its product as uncharacterized. The record is from RefSeq and is a predicted model, not a curated record. Gene Ontology annotation, biological process: N-acetylglucosamine metabolic process. The transcript is spliced from 6 exons. The coding region runs from base 312 to 938 and encodes 208 amino acids. Gene Ontology annotation, cellular component: cytoplasm. NCBI's taxonomy places the organism in Eukaryota, Viridiplantae, Chlorophyta, Chlorophyceae, Chlamydomonadales, Chlamydomonadaceae.
GCUCAUUGGCAGCACGAGUAGCGGACGCCAGUCGGCGCGCACAGCCCCUAGGCCGCUCUGCACUCCGUGAUAGCGCAGUACACCUUCCUAGCACGCGCGCCAACCAUCACAAGCCUUUUUCACACGUAGCACAGUCGCCUGCCAGUGGCUUGUGGGUGGACGGGCCACCUGCUGCAACAGGCGCACACAGGGGAGGGCGCCCCGCACACGCCUCCGCCUGUAGGAAACCCCAUUCCCCCAGUCAGGCCCAGCCAACUGCAGACGCCAAAGCAGCACAUAUUGCGAGUGUGAUUGCUCGUCGGCGACUCGGAAUGGCGGCUGGGGCCAUUAAGGAGCGCCACACUUGGGAAGAACUGCAGACCGUCAUCGGCUCGAAAGACCCAGAGGCACUGGGCAUCCUGGGCCGCAGCCAAGAGCAACUAGAUAUUUAUAUACAGCAGCGAACUGAAAUCUUGAAGGAAUGGGCUAGCGUCGGAGACAGUCUGCGAUAUCGACUGUUUGGAUCCCCCACGAAGCUUAACGAGGAGGGCAAGUUGGUGGUGGAUAGCGACAAUGACCACACCGCGCGCGAUUGCCACAUCAUGGUCAUGCGCAACGAGUUCGGUUACUUCCUGGAUGAGGGGCUGGAGCACAUCAACAUCUGGUGCUCCGACCGGCCGCUAUCAGCCGAGGUGAUUGAGGCCAUUAUUCGAGAGCGUCUUCCCUGCGAGGACUACCUGUGGUUUGUAAACCCACCGCAGUACCAGAGCAUCAAGGCGAUCUGGCACGCACAUGUGAUGGUUAAGGGCCUGAAAGAGGAGGGGUCACAUAUUAGCGCGCCAGGCGAGGUGGAGAUUCUUGAUCCGGAGAAGUACUUGCGGGCCAUGCAGCGGCAGGCGGAAGAGGGUCGGGCCGGGCGGGCGACGCCUGAAGAUGUGCACGGAGCGGACGGGAGAUGAGGCGCAAGCGAUGCCCGGCUGCCGCGAGACAGCGGCAGGAGAACUCCAGGUCUGGCAGAAUGCGCGCGCGCAAGCAGCUGCCGCCGCGCCGUUAGCCAUACGGUACUCGAGCGAUGCAUGACUGGGCCUAUAGUUGAGUGCAAUUCUUGCCUGCCUUUCGGCGCAGGCAGCCCGGUCACAGGCAUGGGGUCCUUGCGGAGUGGCUUGAGUCGGCGGCUUUUGGGCUGGGCGGUGCGUAACAGGGGAGCGUGCAUAACCAGCGCUGGCCGCAGCGGCUGUGUGUCUGUGAGCAGUAAUGACACUGUUCAGGGGCUUAAAGCUGCUGGCGGACCGGCCGUAUCCAUAUGAAACAGCAGGCGAGUGGGCCAUCUCGUGUGGGGGCCAACGCAAGUGCAGUCGGAGAUGCCGGCCACGUUUCGGGGCGUGCCGUGCCGCCGCUGGUUGCUAGGCCCGUGCUGAAUGUCCAGUUUCGCUCGGCUGACAUCCUGAUGCCAAGCAGUGUGGCCGGUUGUUGGCUCGUCCAUUGGUUGCAUAUGCACGUUGCACACAGCCGCAACGGGCCGCGCUCGCUUUGAGUCCGUGUGCCACGGGGUGCGCCUGCCAGACGCGACGGGGCGUGCAGUGAUUUGCGCGUGCUAGUAGAGCAGGGAAAUCCCUAUUUGGGUCGGACGUGCAGUCUGGUAUUGGACGCCGCCGGGUAAAAGGCGGUGGGGAACCGGGGAAGGAGCCUUUGGGCACAGUUGCGCGUCCUGGGCGGACGGGCAUCGGCAGUAGCAGGCGGUGGUCCCAAAAAGGGUUUUGCUGACGAGUAGGGUUUCAAGUCGGCAGGCAUUGGCUGGGUCGUGACGUGUACAAGGUGUCAGUGCAAUGUGUGGCGUAACAGUUGUUACAUGCUUUGCAAUUCUUGAGGACGUGGAA